CAUUCGUUUUCGGCCUGAGCUUCUCCCAGAAAUGAAGCUGAUCGCACUGAUUCUGGUUGUGCUGAUGAACUUGACGGCGGUACGAACCAUACGGUUAGCAAUCCUUCCGCCGCCGCUCUCACCGAAUUCAUGGAAUUUGGGAUUACCCAAUAAACUGCGCUUCAUUGAUGAGGUUCCUAGACGAAUUGCUCGAGAACCGAGGAUGAACUACAACUACCCUGCCAGCUUUUGGUUUCGCGGGUAACAUCGUUGCCAAUAGAUUGUGUAUGUAUAAAAGUUGAUUAGCAAA
Cylicocyclus nassatus is the source of this 289-nucleotide messenger RNA. Lineage: Eukaryota; Metazoa; Nematoda; Chromadorea; Rhabditida; Strongylidae. The record is from the annotation of a GenBank genome assembly.